Maylandia zebra (zebra mbuna) is the source of this 6963-nucleotide messenger RNA. Its product is annotated as semaphorin-5B. Gene Ontology annotation, biological process: positive regulation of cell migration; axon guidance; semaphorin-plexin signaling pathway. Gene Ontology annotation, cellular component: plasma membrane. Gene Ontology annotation, molecular function: semaphorin receptor binding; chemorepellent activity. The record is from RefSeq and is a predicted model, not a curated record. NCBI's taxonomy places the organism in Eukaryota, Metazoa, Chordata, Actinopteri, Cichliformes, Cichlidae.
UGGACGGCGGGUCUGCAGCGAGUCCUGCAUCUGUCUCUGAGCCCGCAUAACUCCCCUCACCGUGAAUCCUGUGAUGACCCAAAGGUGAGAGGACAAUGGUGGUAAUUAUGAGGAAGAGCAGAAAGCUUUCUGGAAAUGAAAAGCAGCGACCUUCGGAUGGCAUGUGAAUUUUGCGCCGGGAUCUGUGCCACGCUCGUUCAUCUGCCGAAUCUGUCUGGUGCUGAUGGUGAACUAGUGAUUCCUGAGGACCUGAUAGAAGACUGGAUGUGGUUGUAACUAUGGUAACAUCAGGGUGGGGGGUAUGGGCCCUCUCCCCCUGUGGCCUUGUGCUGGUCAUCUGUUUAUCCAUGUGUCUGUCAGAGGAGCCUCACAUCAAGCCUGCCGACUGCAGCAGAAAGGAACAUCCUGUUGUUUCCUACCAAGCACUGAGGUCUUGGGUGUCUGAGUUCUCACAUCCAGGUGCAAAGGACUUCUCCCAACUUGCUUUGGACCUGAGACGAAACCAGCUUGUUGUAGGAGCAAGAAAUUUCCUCUUCAGACUGAGUUUGAAUAAUACCUCCCUCAUACAGGCAACAGAAUGGGCAUCCGAUGAAGACACAAAGCGCUCAUGUCAGAGCAAAGGCAAAUCUGAGGGUGAAUGCCAAAACUAUGUACGGGUUUUGCUGAUAAGCGGAAGGACGCUCUUCACAUGUGGGACCAAUGCUUUUACCCCGGUCUGCAUAACCAGACAGAUUUCUAACCUCAGCCAGGUGUUAGACACUGUGAACGGUGUUGCCCGAUGUCCCUACGACCCGCGUCACAACUCCACUGCCAUGAUCACAGAAAAGGGCGAGCUGUAUGCUGCCACAGUGAUUGAUUUCUCUGGACGUGACCCAGUGAUCUACAGGAGCCUGGGCAACAUGCCGCCCCUGCGCACCGCCCAGUACAACUCUAAAUGGCUCAACGAGCCUCAUUUUGUGUCUGUUUAUGAGAUUGGUCGUUUUGCGUACUUCUUCUUGAGGGAAACUGCGGUGGAAAAUGACUGUGGGAAAAUGGUGUUCUCUCGAGUGGCUCGGGUCUGUAAGAAUGAUAUGGGUGGACGCUUUCUAUUGGAGGACACCUGGACCACCUUCAUGAAGGCUCGCCUCAACUGCUCACGCUCAGGAGAAAUCCCCUUUUACUACAACGAGCUCCAGAGCACCUUCUACUUACCUGAGCAAGAUCUGAUUUAUGGCAUUUUUACCACUAAUGUAAACAGCAUAUCAGCUUCUGCUGUCUGUGCUUUUAAUCUGAGCGCCAUCACCCAAGCCUUCAAUGGCCCAUUUCGAUACCAGGAGAACCCGCGCACUGCUUGGCUGGCCACUCCAAACCCUAUACCCAACUUUCAGUGUGGCACGUUAGAGGAGGGCGCCAAUGGGGGAAACCUGACAGAGCGCAGCCUCCAGGACGCCCAGCGGCUCUUCCUCAUGAAUGACGUGGUCCAGCCAGUAACCGUCAACCCCCUGCUCACCCAGGACAACCUACGUUUCUCUAAGCUGGUGGUGGAUAUCGUGCAGGGCCGACACUCUCUCUACCACGUCAUGUACAUCGGCACGGAAUAUGGCACCAUUCUGAAGGCUCUCUCCACAACCAAUAAAAGCCUGCAUGACUGCUACCUGGAGGAGCUCAGGAUCCUGCCCGAAGGGAAAGUGGGGCCAAUAAAGAGUCUGCAAAUUCUCCACAAUGACAGAUCACUGUUUGUGGGCCUCAAUGACAGAUUGGUGAAGAUCCCAUUAGAGCGCUGCUCCAGCUACCCAACUGAACGCUCCUGCAUGGAGGCCCGGGACCCUUACUGUGGCUGGGAUCAUAAACAGAAGCGGUGCACCACCAUCGAGGAGAGCUCCAACAUGAACCAGUGGACGCAGAACAUCACUGAAUGCCCUGUGAGGAACCUGACUCAGGAUGGUGGUUUUGGUCCGUGGAAGCCUUGGCAGCCUUGUAACCACGAUGAUGGUGAUGGCUCCAUCAGCAGCUGUUUGUGUCGGUCGCGCUUUUGCAAUGGACCGGUGGCCAGAUGUGGAGGGAUUGAAUGCAAGGGCCCGACGAUCCAGGUGGCAAACUGCUCCAGGAAUGGCGGCUGGACUCCCUGGUCAUCGUGGGGCCAGUGUAGCAGCAGCUGCGGCAUUGGGUUUGAGGUGAGGCAGCGCUCCUGCAAUAACCCCGCACCUCGCCACGGCGGUAGAGUCUGUGUCGGCCAGGGACGGGAGGAGAGGCUGUGCAAUGAGAAAAAGCCAUGCCCACUUCCCAUAGUGUGGACUGCGUGGGGACCCUGGGCUCACUGCAGUGCUGACUGUGGUGGGGGGGUCCACUCCAGGACGAGAAGCUGUGAGAACGGAAACAGCUGUCCUGGAUGUGCUACGGAGUACAAAGCCUGUAACCUGGAGGCUUGCCCUGAAGUUCGUCGUAACACCCCCUGGACCCAGUGGAUGCCCGUCAAUGUAAGCCAAGACGGGUCACGGCAGGAGCAGAGAUUCAGGUACACAUGCCGGGCACUUCUGCCGGACCCCCAGCAGCUCCAGCUGGGCAGGAAGAAGGUGGAGACCCGUUUCUGCCCCAACGACGGGUCUGGAGCUUGCCAGACUGACUCUUUGGUUGAAGACUUAAUGAAGACAAGUGUCCGAACUUCAUCCCAGCCACAAGGUGCCCGAUGGGGAUCCUGGGAAACGUGGUCCAGCUGUUCCCAGCAGUGCUCCAGAGGCUUCCGAACUCGGAAACGCAGCUGCUUGACGAUAGAAGGGAGGAUCAACCCCAGCGCCUGUGUGGGAUCGCCGGUGGAGUAUCAGGACUGCAACACUCAACCGUGUCCAGUGAAUGGAGCCUGGUCUUGCUGGUCUGCCUGGUCCCAGUGCACGUCCAGCUGUGGAGGCGGGCACUACCAGAGGACUCGGACAUGCAGCAGCCCACCCCCUGCCAACGGAGGAGAUAUCUGCAUAGGCCUGCAUACUGAAGAGGCCCUUUGUAAUAUACACGCCUGUGAGGGUUGGGGUGAAUGGACAGAGUGGGGGGACUGUGACGACGAGGGCCUGCAGCAUCGCACCCGCCGCUGCGAUGAGAACCAAGAGGCUGAGGUCAGUCUCUGCCAGGGCAACGUCACCCAGUCUAGGCCGUGCCAGCCUCACGAGGUGCCGGUCAUUUUGCCCGGUCAGGAGGACCAGAGCUGUGGAACCUUUACCUUGUUCCAGCUGGCAGCUGUGGGCUUAGCCAGUUUCUUUGCAGCAGCCCUCCUGUCAGCUCUGGCCUUCACAUACUGUCACCACCUGAACCGACCAUCGGCAGAGUCAGCGGUAAUCCACCCGAGCACACCAAACCACCUCACUUACAACAAGCAGGGCAACGCCACGCCAAAGAAUGAGAAGUACAUCCCCAUGGAGUUCAAGAUGCUGAACAAGAACAACAUUCAUGUCAACGAUGAGACAUGCAACCAUUUCCCCUCUCCGGUGCCCUCAGGCAAUAUGUUUGCCACCACCUACUACCCUUCCAGUUUGAGCAAGUACGACUUCCAUCCAGACUCGCCCUGCAGGACCUACAUGCACAGCUGAGAGGAGGCCGGGCUUCAGCCAACAAACUCAUCCACCACAAUGUGCUCAUCAUUCAGAAAUCAGAGCAAAGUCUUAAAUAGUCUUAAGGUAAAUACCAAAAUGAUUUCUAUUAGAGUUAUUCAUGAAAUACCCAAAUAUUUGGCCAUGCAAGUCAUUUUGGUUUUGGACUAUUUCUUUGCUUUAAAGCAGUUCCAGCUGUGUGUCACAACUCAAUAUCAUUUUUGACCACAGCGCUGAGAUUAUAAAGAUUUCGAGUAUAAAUCACUCAGAUGUAAAAUUCCUGUUUAAAAAAUCUGACCCGUCUGCGCACCAUCUCCCUGCACGAUUUGUCAUUUUACCCUAACAAGAAUAAAUGUCUGCCAGCCCAAAAACCCCGCAGUCAGUCAACGUGGACUGUGUGGUGCUGUAACUAGGGAAGAUUGAAUUUAUUAAUCCCAGAUUUGGGGACUAAUAAUCUUCAAAAUAAGGUCAAUUGUGUAAAUAUAAAGGAAGAAGCAAAACAAAGGUGAUCCCAAAUUACAGUUCACAUAUAAAGAAGCGCUACUGAGAGCACAUCGUGAGUGUCUUUUUAGUUUUCCGCAUCUAUAGGAAGUUCUUUAAAUUCUUAUAUUUUGACGGUACUUUCAGUAUCCCACAAAAGCCGGCAGCCUUUUCGUUUCCUCCCUUUCUUCACCAUGUAGCUGCCUGUUUUCUUAGAGCCAGAAUGAGAGGUGACUGGUUUACUGAUUGCAGAGACUAUGAGCCAGUAACCAAGAACGAGCUGUGGGUGGUCCGAUCGAUCCGGCCCUUGUUUCAGAUGUUGUGCGUGCAUCUGUUCGUGAGCCACAGUGCAUCAACUUUUACCUCCCAGAGGAGGACUUGUUUUGUUUUGUUUUUUAAGGCUCGUUUGUUCUCUGAUGAAACCACCAUCUACAGGGAUCCCCCCCGUCUACUCACUUCACCCUCCCUGAAGUGCCCUGGUCAUGCUCAGGGUGCCAGAAAGCAGAACCCAAACCUCCAGGGCUUGAACUCCGCUGACAUUGUGUGUAACUGGAUCCACUGGACUCUUUUGCAAAGACUGAUUUCCAUGAUAAAAAAACAGAUCCAUGAAAUGAUGGGUAUUAAGGAACAUCUCCACUCUGAAUAAAGCUAAGAAAUAAACAGACUCGCAGCUUAUUCGCUUUAAUUUUCAUACUUAGCUGGCAAAACGAUGGACAGCAAUCCUGAAGAGGACAUUUUUGACACGCUUGACUUCGUACUGUACAUUGGUAAAAAAAAAGAAAAGAAGAAAAUGCAUGUUUGCCAACUUUUCUAUCAGCAGAAUGAACAAAUUAUUUUAGGGGUGUUCACAGAUUCAUGCUGAUUCAGCUAUGGAAAAAUAUGGGGGCGUACCGCCCCGAUUUUACAAGGCUACUGUUCAAAAAUCACCAAAAACAAUACAGCUGUUCAUGUAUAUUUCAACAGAAUGUGAAUAAUUCAUUAUCAGUGUUAGACUUUUCAAAUGAAUAUUAAUUUCAUGCAACAAAAUGUAACUUUUUUGUGAUUAACUUGCUUAUGGUGGCUACAAUUUUUGUUUUUAUUUAAUAGCACAUACUGAAGUGACUGGGAAACAACUGCUGCCCCCAAAAAAUACAAAAAUGUUUUGGUUUAUGUUUUGGUUCUGCACAAAUUUAAAAUGUAAAACUUUAAGAUGAUAAAAUGUGCUUAAACGUUGGUGUUUUCCAUUGAGGAAGACAGCGUAGAAAAUAACUGGUUUCUCCCUGCACGUCUCUUAAUUCAAAAUUGAUCAAAUUUUGAAGCUGCUGAAGUUCAAACUGAGCAACAGAAUGAUGAAGAACGAUGAAGACAACAGUAACUCAAACCAAGUACGCAGAUGAGCAUAGGCUACAGCAGCAGAAUACCACACUGGAUGUCAGUCCUGUCAGCUAAGAACAGAAAACUGAGGCUACAAUUAACACAAGCUCACCAAAAUUGGGUAAUAGAUGGGAAAAAUGUUGCCUGAUCUGACAAAUCUCAAUUUGUAUUGUAACAUUCAGACGGCAGGGUCAGAAUUUACCUUUAAUCAAACCUCAGCAGGUAGCAGAAUUGUGUGGGGAACAUUUUUUUAAUAUAGUCUUUUGCUUAAACUCCGCCUGAGUAAUGUUGCUGACCAUGUUCAUCCCUUCAUCGCUACACUGUACCCAUCAAUCUCUGAAGAAUGCUUCCAGCUCCUUUGUGAGUCUAUGCCACAAGGAAUUAUGACAGUUAUGAAGGCAAAAGGGAGUCAAAGUUAUUACUAGUAAGGUGUAUCUAAUGAAGUGGCCGGUGAGUGUAACUUAAGUUUCGUCUCGUGAUGGCGUGUCUCAUUACUUGGACAACAUUGCACACACUUGUAUAAAUGUGUUUUUCAGCUAUUUGUUGCUUAUUUCUUCAAAUGGUGGGUAAUUUUUCUUACAAUGUGCCAUUUUUUACAUAAUAUAAAAUAUAAUGUAAUACAUUUCCUGGGGAAAUUAUUAGGUAAAUAAAUAGGGGCAUCUUUGGCACGGUUACUCGGUUAAUUUUCCACUGUUAGGAACAUGGAAACAAAAUCGUUGCUUUUAGCUGAAAAAGCUGUUAAUGUAACUGGAUUGGAGGUGCACUGGUUGAUCACUGGCUCUAGUUUCCUGAUGAUUUGUGCCAGAUUCUGUUUUGAUUUGCCGAAAAAGCCCAACCUCAAACUCUACUGCUGAAAAUUUCCCACAUAAAAGUCACUGUGAGAGGAAAUUGAAAAAUGUGUUGGCUUCUAGUAAUACCAAAAACACUUUGCACCCUUAACCUCUAAAUCAUAACAAAUUUGAACCGAAUUGUAUAUUUUUAUUUUAAAACAAAUAAACUUUACAAUAAAGUAAAGUGAUUUUUUUUGGUGUUAAAUCCAAGCCCUGUGUUGUUAAUGAUAAAACGUAUAUUGCAUAUUUUGUGUCUCUAAUUUGUAAAUACCAAGAAGUGAAUGCACCAGUUUCUCAGCAUUUUUACACAGCAUGAAACAAAAAGCCCCGAUAGUACAAUAUGUGUGUUUAUAUACAUGUAACUGCAUGUACUGACAUUCUUUCAUGAAUAUACAGUCCAUGUUUGUGUAAAGUGUACAAAUGUUUGAAUGUAUUUAACCAAGAAAGUGGAAAUGUCUUUUUAAAAACGGUGUUCCUACCCUGUCUGCGGCAGAGAAAGUGAGUUUUGUAUUUAAAGGCCACUUUGGUGUCAAAUCAGAUUCACACUGGACACAAUUUAUCCUCAUAUUUUAAGAAAAAUCCCCAAAAUGGAUUUGUUUUGCUCCCAAAAACGCUUGUGUUAAAUAUGAUUGAUGUGACUUAACACUGCCUUUUGGACACUGUGAACUUUUGCUACUCUAUAUUUUUCUAUAAUGUACACUGAAAAAAACAAUGAAGAUGACAAAAAUACAUUUUGGUGCCAA